Messenger RNA from Odocoileus virginianus texanus, 1694 nucleotides. It is a transcript of the gene AFMID, whose product is annotated as arylformamidase. Lineage: Eukaryota; Metazoa; Chordata; Mammalia; Artiodactyla; Cervidae. The record is from RefSeq and is a predicted model, not a curated record. Gene Ontology annotation, molecular function: arylformamidase activity; lipase activity.
GCGUCUGAUGGUGCAAAGCGGGAAUGGACGUCUUGGGCGGAAAUCACAGGCACGAGGCUCCCUGGAAGAGGAUGUCUAAAGAGGAGCUGGAUAACCAGUAUUCCCCCAGCAGAUGGGUCAUCCGUCUGGGAGCAGAGGAGGCCAUGAGGACCUAUUCACAGAUAGGCAGCGAAGCCGGCCAAGAGGUGCCACCGGUGCAUCUGCCCCAUUUCAUUGGUGAAGAAGGGGAGUGUGAUGAUGGGCCAGUCACCAAGAGGGCCCGGGCCACCGGGAGGAGCCUGCUUGAUGUCCCCUACGGAGAGGGCGAAGGAGAGAAAUUGGACAUCUACCUUCCCGAGGCAGUAUCUGAAGCCAUGCCUUUCCUGGUGUUUUUUCACGGAGGAUACUGGCAGAGCGGAAGUAAAGACACGUCAGCCUUCAUGGUCAGCCCACUGACAGCACAGGGAGUGGCCGUGGUGAUAGUGGCUUAUGACAUUGCUCCCAAAGGCACCCUGGACCAGAUGGUCGACCAGGUGACCCAGAGCAUCGUGUUUGUCCAGAAGCGGUAUCCAGGCAACCAGGGAAUUUACCUGUGUGGACACUCUGCUGGGGCCCAGCUCGCUGCCAUGAUGCUCCUGGCCAACUGGAUCAAGCAUGGAGUCACGCCCAACCUCAAAGGCUUCUUCCUGCUGAGCGGGGUUUACGACCUGGAGCCCAUCAUGCACACCUCUGAGAAUGCCCCCCUCCUCCCGACCCUGGAGGAUGCUCAGAGGAACAGCCCGCUGUGGCAACUGGAGACGGCCCCCACCCAGCCCGCGGAUCCAGCCUGCCGCAUCCUGGUGACUGUCGGCCAGCACGACAGCCCAGAAUUCCGCCGACAGUCCAGGGAGUUUCAUCAGACGUUGUGCCGAGGAGGGUGGAAAGCCUCCUUUGCAGAGCUCCACGAUGUGGACCACUUUGAAAUCCUCUGGAAUCUAACCCAGGAGGACUAUGUGCUCACCCAGAUUAUUUUGAAAACAAUCUUCCAGCAGUCCUGAUGACACCUGAACCCUGCCACUGCCGGCAUGUAUCCCGACUGGGAAGCUUCUCCGAGAGCCCCACUGCUUCCCUCUCCUGCUGGCCUCAGCUCUACCCAGCAGCGCCUGUUUGUUCACUCGCCCCCGGCCAGAAUCCAUUCUUCUCGCUGCUCUGAGCCUGAGUACAAAGCUCCAUGGCCCGCCCCCCGCCUGGAUCGAGUGGGCUCCAGGGAAGGACUGGCCCAGGUCCAUGCCGGGUGUGUUGCCCAGAGCUGCCCCUCUGGCUGAGAAGGUGAAGCAAAAAUGACAACUCGUAACCAACACUAAGAGAAAGAGCUCCCUAAACCAGUCUUUGUUCCUUUUUUUGUUUUUUAUUUUUUUGCCAAACCACACGGCAUGUGGGAUCUCAGUCCCCAGACUAGGGGUUGAACCACAACACCCCCUGCACUGGGAGUGUGAAAUCUUAACCACUGGACUGCCCAGUGGUUAAGGGAAGUCCCUGUCCCUUUUUUCUUUUUUUUGCUCCACUUUUUCAUGUCUGCUCGGUCCUGGGCUCCACCUGACGUCUGGCUUCAUCCCAGAAAACCCUGGGAUGUUAUCCUUGGGACUAACACUUCGACCGGAUUAGCCCUGGUAGCUCGGUGGUAAAGAAUCUGCCUGCCAAUGCAGGAGACAUGGGUUUGAUCCCUGAUCCAGGAA